AUGCCUAAGACUAAGUACUACGCGGUUCGGAAGGGACACCAGCCAGGGAUUUAUCUGACGUGGCCGGAAUGUCAACGACAGGUGAAUAAUUUCAGAGGCAAUGAGUACAAGAGUUUUGAGACGCUGGAUGAAGCCAGGUCGUACCUCGCCUUGGCUAAUGUCUCUUCGCCCUUCACGCAACCCGCGGAGGCUCCAAGUCACGCCUUUAUGCCUGCUGCUGCCGCUACUGCUGACCCGUAUACCAGUGCUUCUUCAAAUUACUCCUUUACGCCCUCUGCUGCUGCUCCCGCUACUGCUGCUAUUACUCUUUUUGCUGUCGCAACAGGGGCGCUCUACCGCAUGGAGUUUGACGGCGCCUCCAAGGACCGUUCUGCCUACUCAACGCCCUCCUCCUCGCAACGCGCCUUCUCGCUCCUACUCCAUGCCUCUUCGAACCCCCCCCAGGCACUUUACCGCAUGGAGUUUGACGGAGCCUCCAAGGGCAACCCGGGGCGGGCAGGGGCGGGGUCUGUGCUUCGGGAUGAACAUGGCAACGAGUUGGUGUGCAUGAAGGAGGGAGUGGGGCACGGCACGUGCAACAUGGCAGAGUACCGCGCGUUCAUAGGGGGGGUGGAGCUGGCUCUGGCUCUUGGGAUCACACGGCUGCAUGUGCAAGGAGACUCCAUGCUCGUGGUCAUGCAGGUGCAGGGCAAAUGGAAGGUGAAUGCGGAGAUGCUGCGGGAGCCGUGCAGGCAAGCACAGCAGCUGGUGUGCCGGCUCAGAGAGAUUGCCAUCCGCCACGUGCCCAGGGAGUGCAACCAGUUUGCUGAUCGACUCUCCAAUGAGGCGGUGCCUCUCGCAGAGGGAGAGCGGGUAAUCGACCCCUCCACCUCCACCCACAACACCCACCCUCUCCACGGCUUUACUGCCCACAGCACCACGGCCGCCCUCUACUCGCCCUAUUAA
Closterium sp. NIES-65 is the source of this 945-nucleotide messenger RNA. Lineage: Eukaryota; Viridiplantae; Streptophyta; Zygnematophyceae; Desmidiales; Closteriaceae. The record is from the annotation of a GenBank genome assembly.